Hemicordylus capensis (graceful crag lizard) is the source of this 4484-nucleotide messenger RNA. RefSeq names its product ring finger protein 44 (gene RNF44). Bases 376 to 1713 code for a protein of 445 amino acids. The transcript is spliced from 11 exons. The record is from RefSeq and is a predicted model, not a curated record. NCBI's taxonomy places the organism in Eukaryota, Metazoa, Chordata, Lepidosauria, Squamata, Cordylidae.
UAAAAUGCGCCGUUCGUUACACUUCGGCAGAGCGGGCGGUUCUUAAAGGGCCAGAGACCUGGGGCCACCAGCAGCCCCCCCGCGCUCACCUUGCCCAGCACUGUUGGGAACCGGGGGAGGGUUUCCUCUCCCCGGGAGCGUAGAAUAAAACAAAGAAGCAACCGGAAACAGCCGCAGCAACUGUAGGGGUCGCGGGCGUACGGCCCAGAACGGGCGCACACGAACAAAAAAAGAACACCCAUAAAAAACCGGGAGGGGGGGAGUAUUAAACUGCAAUUGCACCCAGAGAAGCGGAGCAGGUCCUGAAAGAACUGGUGUGCUGUUGUGUUUGGAGCCUGAGAUCCAGCGUCCCCUUUUGCCUUGCCAGCAUCCCCAAUGCGACCAUGGGAACUGGCAGUGAAUAGGCGGCCUCCUUCUGUCCCCUUUGACCAGCGACGAUUCUCGGGGGGAAUCUGUGGCAGUCCAGCACACCUCAGGAGAAGCCCUCCUUCCUGGCACCACUGGGGCCGACGUGAGCGACCUCUACAGACUCUCCUAGCCCAGGAUGAGAACUACUUGCACCCGGCUUUUUUCCAGCAGCAGCAGCCACAGCCACACGUCCCUGUAGAUGAGCACCCGGCGUAUGUUCUGGCCAAUACGCCACCACGAAUGCUUCACCCGGCCACACACCCACCCCACCAGCAUCCAUUCAUGGUGGAUCUCCAUGAGCAGGUGCAUCAGGGAGCCGUCCCUCUCUCCUACACGGUGACCACAGUAACAACACAAGGUUUCCCCAUUCACACUGGCCAGCACAUCCCAGGUUGCAGUACGCAGCAGCUCCCAGCAUGCUCGGUGAUGUUCAGCGGACAGCACUACCCACUCUGCUGCCUCCCACCCCCCUUGAUCCAGGCCUGUGCUAUGCAGCAGCUGCCUGUCUCCUACCAAACGUUCCCACCACUCAUUUCCAGCGACCAUUACAUUCUGCACCCUCCACCGCCUGUGCCACCACACCAGCCUCCACACAUGGCUCCCCUCAGCCAGUUUGUCCCACUCCAGCCCCAGCAUCCUCGUAUGCCACUGCAAAGGAUAGAAAACGAGGUGGAGCUUCGGGGUGAACAGCACUCCAUCGGAGGCUUCUCCUAUUCCCCUUCCCACCACACUCCGGCACUGUCUCCCUCUGUGCCGCUGCACUACCUUCCUCACACCCAUGACCCACUGCACCAGGAAUUGCCCUUUGGCGUGCCAUAUCCACACAUGAUGCCCCGGCGACUGAACACGCAGCGGUACAGAUUGCAGCAGCCACUGCCCCCCCCACCGCCUCCCCCGCCGCCCUACUACCCGAGCUUCCUGCCCUACUUCCUUUCAAUGCUUCCUGUGUCACCAACCGCGGUGGGGCCUACAAUAAGUUUGGACUUGGAUGUGGACGAUGUAGAGAUGGAAAACUAUGAGGCAUUACUGAACCUGGCUGAGAGGCUAGGAGAGGCCAAGCCAAGGGGACUCACCAAAGCAGACAUUGAGCACCUUCCAUCCUACCGUUUCAACCCAGAGAGCCAUCAGUCGGAGCAAACCUUGUGUGUCGUGUGCUUCAGUGACUUCGAAGUAAGGCAGCUGCUGCGAGUUCUGCCCUGCAACCAUGAGUUCCACGCUAAGUGCAUCGACAAAUGGUUAAAGGCAAACCGCACGUGCCCAAUCUGCCGGGCAGAUGCCUCAGAAGUGCAUCGGGAGGCCGAGUGAGGCUCGUCGACACACUGCUGCACAAAUUCACUCCAGGAUACGGACCUUGGACCAGAGGCUUGGGCCAGCCUGCGUGCUCGGCCUCUGGGGCCUCUCCUGGGAUGUGGUGAGAAUAUAAGCAAUGUAUGACACCCCCUCCCCUUCACCCCGUGGCAUGGACUGGGCCUGGUGGCAGAGCCGGCUCCGCAGUGUCACGCUUUGUAGGGGGAGGCAUCCCCGUGUGCUCCGCACUCCAAAGACUCUCCAUCCUUGCGCCAUUUAAUCUCCAGGUGUUUUGCAUUCCUUUUGGAUUUGGGGUUUCCUUUCCUCCGUUUUUGGUCUUUGGUUUUGUGGCUGUCUGACCCAGAUUUUAGUCUGAAUGCUUCCCCUUCUGGUGGCACCAGCCGGGACCCCUGGAAGCAGAGCCGGCCCCGAGCCAGGAUAGGGGAGGAAGUACCUGUUUGCAUCCUGCUGGCCCAGAGCACAGUGUUGCACAGCAGGCAGCAGCAGGGGGAUUGGUUGGUUGCGACACUGUGAUGUGAGCAGCUCGAGGCCUUCCCAGACCGCCGCAGCUGCCCCCUUGCAGAUUUUGGCCCAGUGCUGCUUUCUGUUUUUUCCUACAUGCACACACACAUGCGCGCGCACACAGACCCCGUUAUUGCCCCUCCAGCUUCUCAGGUCCCCCCUGCAUGCCUGAGAUGUUGGGUAUAGUUCAGGGCUGCCCUCACAACUCGCAGGGGGAUGGAGGAGCAAAACAGGCCUGAACAAGGUCCAGCAAUAUCCCACACCCCUCUCUGCCAUUGUUGUGAGUUAGUGAUGGAGCGGGGAGGCUCCCAUUUUUCUCCUCCAGAGGGGGAAGGAGCGUUCCAGUGAGAAUCCCUUUGGUAAAGCAGCUGGCUCUGUUUGCUACCUACCCAGUGGACAUGGAGCCUGUCUUUCUGAGGCCUGCCUUUGGAGACUGAGAAUCCUGUUCGAACCAGUGCUUCUGCCUCGUGCCCUCCCUUCACUGCUGCCCAGUCCGAGGGGCUCUCCCUCCCUUCUCAGCACCAGUCUCCAUGCCGCUUACCCAGAAUCAAGUUCUUGCCACUGGUCUGAAAAUAUUCCUGGGAAGAUGCAGCUGCGUUGCCUGUGUGUUCUUUCCCUGUUUUCUCCUGCAGAGGAAAGUGACAUGCUCAGCAGACUGUAGGAGGAGCCUCCAACCCUCCAAUUGUGACUAAAUCCCACCCACUCACUGACCUCCAGCUAAGCCCCUGAAAGCUGUUGGGCAGCUGGGAGGCUCUCAGCAGCAGGAUUCUGGGCAGAGAGCAGAUGGGGAAUUAUUUAGUAAUCUGCUUGUUGUCUAUCCUUGCACUAGCUGUUGUGGAGAAAGCCCAUCUGGCAAUCACUCCUCCCUCCAUGGUUCUGGAUGCUAGGUUGCAUCUGCUUUUCUUUCAGAUAGGACCUGGCAAGCAUUUUCAUUCCCUCCCUUCCCAUCAUGGUUUUUGGCCUACUCCGGCCAGCACACCCCGGAGAGUUUUUCUGCAUGGCCUGAUGCUUGUGCUCUGGGUCAGGUGCCAUGGGUGUGUGUUGCCGUGACAAAGCAUACACUCAGUGGUGUGCCUUCCUGUGUUUAUAUAUAUAUAUACAUACAUACAUACAUACAUACAUACAUACAUACAUACAUACGUACACACACACACACACACACACACACACACACACACACACACACACUCCUACCUAAAACACCUGCUGAUUUGAAGCAAGAAAGCAACCAACCUGCCACCCUGUUACAGAAACCUGUUAACUUUGGAGAGGAAAAAAAGUUGUUUUGCAUGAUUAUACCGUGGAGCAAGAGAGAAGCCCUCGCUGUGUAGUGGGUUUGUGUUCUGAAGCCUGGCAGAAGACUCGGAGAGGAUGACAAAACCUAAUGUAAAUGUUCACAAAUUAUGCAUGCAUGUUAUGACCAGCUUGGAACUUGGUAUUGGCUAACUCUCUAGCCAGCUGUGGGGUGAUGGGGGGUGGGGAAGAGGGAGUUCUUUGUGCUCAGCUGAUUACUGCCAUGCACUGUACUGCACAUGUCCGCAACGCCUCACAAGGACCGUUAACGCUUUUCAGGGCAUUUCUCUCUCCCCGCCCCCAAGGGGGAAAAAAGAGGUUGGUUUGAAACCUGCUGGGCCAGGAGGAGGCAGUGUGGUCCAGUUGAACUUCAUCUGAGGCUAGGGUUGCAAGGGUCAGCAUAGGCCAGGACUCCUGUGCUGCUAAGAGCUGCCUUGAAAGGGGGGGGUUGGGGCAGGUGCAGCUUCUCUUUCAUGGUGCUGCAGAGGUGGGAGAAGUGGCACCUUCUUACACAUUCGCUUUUUCUUUUUCCCUUUCUCUGCUGCUAUUAACAGUAUGGGAACCUGGUUGGGCAGUAACUCUUCAGGGCAUGUCUGGUAGUGCUGCUCUCUGUCAAAUUGCUCAACCAACCACAAGGUGGCGCUCUCCUUUCCUGCAUCUGUGUGCUGUCCAUCCUCUUUUCCUCCCCCCCCGCCCCCACCCCCGAUUCCUACUCCAUCUGGCUUUAGGUCUGUUUUCUCUUCCCCUUAAAGAUGGGUGGCAGCGGAUGCCAGCACACGAGAGCAUGGUUGCUAGAAAAGCCUGAGCCUGGCCUGUGGUCUCUUUCUGCUUACGCUCGAGCUAUUCCCAAGGUCUUCCAGAGAGACCAGGUACCUUCCUCCUCUACCUAAGUGCUCUAGUGCAGGGAUUCUCAAGGUUGGGUCCCCAGAUGUUAUUGGACUUCAACUCCCAUAAUCCCCAGCCCCAGUGGCCUU